AUGAACGAUCCAUUCAACAGUGAUUACAUCACAUUCGUCUUCAGCGACAAUCUCUACGAAGGGGGUGGUUCGUCAGCCCCGCAAUUCGAAGGUGACAAUGUUAUGUGCGAACACUACGAUGCGUUCAUCGAGCCCGAAGGGAAGAAGCGCAUGGUUGCACUAGGGCGGUACAUUGGAAAAAUCAGGAAGUUUUCCUGUUUACUGACUUCUUCCAAGAAACGUUUAUUCAACUGGCAUUUUUGGUCGCCCUUCGCACGAAAAUUACUCGCCAUUGCUAAGAACAUAUCGAACAUCACCUUAAAUCGUCGAAUGCAGAGAGCAAGGUUCUGGUUUCUUAUUGAAAUCUCUCAACAACUCUAG
This is a messenger RNA of Necator americanus (New World hookworm), 360 nucleotides long. RefSeq lists its product as uncharacterized. The transcript has 5 exons. NCBI's taxonomy places the organism in Eukaryota, Metazoa, Nematoda, Chromadorea, Rhabditida, Ancylostomatidae. Bases 1 to 360 code for a protein of 119 amino acids. The record is from RefSeq and is a predicted model, not a curated record.